Bursaphelenchus xylophilus (pine wood nematode) is the source of this 3504-nucleotide messenger RNA. The record is from the annotation of a GenBank genome assembly. NCBI's taxonomy places the organism in Eukaryota, Metazoa, Nematoda, Chromadorea, Rhabditida, Aphelenchoididae.
AUGGCACACCGCAGCGAUGUGGAAGUCGACAAUUCUUCCGAAGUAAAGGCCAUAUUCAAAAAUUACAAAGAGAUAGAAGAGGUUGGUGAAGGAACCUAUGGUCGUGUUUAUAGAGCCCGUGACAGUAAAAUGAAUCGAAUGAUUGCUUUAAAAAGAAUGAGGUUAAACCAGUAAGUGGAUUUCAACAUUUCGGCAUCUACUUUAGGGAAGAAGAAGGCGUUCCUAGCGUUUGUAUUCGAGAGAUCAGUAUUUUGAAGGGCCUGAAGCAUGCUCACAUUAUCCAACUUUACGAUGUUGUGCUCAGGCGUAAGUCAUGUUUUAAAAUAUCCAAUGAUAUUUUGUGACUUUUUAGAUGGAAAAGAAAUAUACCUAAUUUUCGAAUAUAUGGAUACCGAUCUUUCAAUGGUUUUAAAGCGAUCAAAAGGAAAACCAUUGGCUUCGAAUGUUGUUAAGGUAAGAAACAGAGAAAUUUUAUUAUUAUUUUUCCUAGAGUAUCAUGAGACAACUUCUAAGCGCCCUGAAUUACUGCCAUUCGAGGCGCGUUAUCCAUCGUGAUCUGAAACCCGCAAAUAUUCUCGUUUUAAAGAAUGGGACCGUGAAAUUGGCUGAUUUUGGAUUAGCCAGGUAUGAGUAGUCUUAUCAGAUAAAAUCCCCUUCCAUAAAGUCAGGUCUAGCCAUCGGUUCGGGCCUGAUUUUUGCCAAGUCUAAGCCCGGGCAGAUUUUGGCCAUAACUUUCGAAAUUUUUUGGCGUUUUUUGGUACUCGGUGACAGAAAUGGCAACCGGACCGGGCUUCGAAAAUUUUGGAAACGGGUCGGGCCUGCUUUUCAUCGAGGCGGGCUUCGUGCUCAAGCUUUUUGAUCAGGCCCGAGGCAAGUUGAAUUUUUACUUUGUUUUGCGGCGAAAAAUUUGGAUACCAAUUUUGGUUUUUUUUUUGACAUUGUGUUACAAGCCGAAUUUCAAGCUCUAAGAGGAUGAUAAUCUUAACGCCUUUUAAUGUUAAGAACCACGAUACAGAAUUAAAAAAAAAUUAAAACUUCAAUUUUAGCUCAGUUUGCCCAAUUUUACACAACUUUCCCACUAAAAUAUUGUUUAAUAUCAAAUGUACUUCUUUUCGUCUUUAGUGGCAUUUUUAACUUUAUAGUAACCACUGGGAGUUUUUUGGAUGCGUGAUCUCGGGUGUGAGUUUUUUUUACUUUUUUUAACAGUUUUAGAGUAUUUCGAGUAUUGCAAACCACCCGAUACUGUUCGUUUUUACUUUGAUAGCUCGCAUAUGGCCAAAAAAACGCAAUGCCAUACUAUUGCCAAAAAUGGCAUGGUAACUUUUUUUAGAGUUUUAAAAAUUUACUGGGCCGGGCUUAAAGGUCGCCGAAAUCUGCCAAUUAUGAUUUCUUAUGGGUCGUUGGCAAAAUAUACUGUCUGGUGUGUCUAUAUACUGCGCGUCAAAAGUUUGGAACAGGCCAGAUCUUCUUUGCGGCUUGAGGUGGUAGUUUCGUUUCUUUUUUAUUAGAAGCUCCAUAUAUUAAGAACCUCAAUGAAUACAUAGCCACUGAAAUCAGAAAGCUCGUUGGAAUUUUUAAAAAAAUUUUAAAAAAUAAGUGCGUCAAAAGUUUGGAACAGCUUUUGGAAGGUGUAUAUAAAUUAUAAACUUCGGAAUGGAGGCAGGUAUCCUCGCAUUUAGUAUUUUUGGAUGAUGCAAGGAAUCGGAAUGCCAAUGGCAUACUGAUUUUCAUCGAUAAACCCAAAAUGAAAAAAUGCUUAUUGAACCAAAAACUACGGUCAAAUUUGCGAAAAAUGAAUUUUUUGGUUUGGGUUCUCUAUGUUAUCGGUGUGUGAGCGUUCCAAAAUAUUUAAUGUGGUCGCACAAUUGUACAAGGGCAUUCAGAUCUUUGCAUAUGGACCAUAUCCGCACAGCAUAAUUUAUGAAAACUUUGAAUUUUGCUAUAAAUUUUUAUUUAAUGUAUUUUAUAUUUUUUAUAGAGCGGCUUGGAGGCUGAUUGGCUUUAGGACAGUUAUCGUGGAAUAAAAAGGUGUCUUCAAGAAACAAAAACCCACGCUAUUUGCAACAUCCAAGGCCACAUCUUUCGGAUAUUAAAAAAAAUUUUAGUCCCCAAAGUCAAUAUUCAUAUCUGACCCGGAUUUGUGGCGUGAUAAAUCGGAAAGUUGGUUUAUGUCACUGUAUCGGUGUAAUAACUAUAAAGGCACUUAGUUUUGAGCCAUGCAGCGGCUUCAAAUCCAAGAUAAAAAAUAUGGGAAUAUUAACAUUUCAUAUACCCGCUAUUUUUAAAGAUGUGGCCUUCGUGUUGCAAAUAGUGGCCAGGUUCUGCAUCUUGAAGACACCUUUUUAUUCCACGAUAACUGUCCUAAAGCCAAUCAGCCUCCAAGCCGCUCUAUAAAAAAUAUAAAAUACAUUAAAUAAAAAUUUAUAGCAAAAUUCAAAGUUUUCAUAAAUUAUGCUGUGCGGAUAUGGUCCCUAUGCGAAGAUCUGAGUGCCAUUGUACAAUUGUGCGACCACAUUAAAUAUUUUGGAACGCUUACACACCGAUAACAUAGAGAACCCAAAAUAAAAAAUUCAUUUUUUCGCAAAUUUGACCGUAGUUUUUGGUUCAAUAAGCAUUUUUUCAUUUUGGGUUUAUCGAUGAAAAUCAGUAUGCCAUUGGCAUUCCGAUUCCUUGCAUCAUCCAAAAAUACUAAAUGCGAGGAUACCUGCCUCCAUUCCGAAGUUUAUAAUCACCUUCCAAAAGCUGUUCCAAACUUUUGACGCACUUAUUUUUUAAAAUUUUUUUAAAAAUUCCAACGAGCUUUCUGAUUUCAGUGGCUAUGUAUUCAUUGAGGUUCUUAAUACAUGGAGCUUCUAAUAAAAAAGAAACGAAACUACCACCUCAAGCCGCAAAGAAGAUCUGGCCUGUUCCAAACUUUUGACGCGCAGUAUAAUUUCUCAAUUUUAGAGCUGUGUCGAUACCCAGUAGAUGUUAUACGCACGAAGUGGUGACGAUGUGGUAUAGACCACCUGAAUUAUUCCUCGGUUCUCAAUUUUACAGCUCAGCCUUGGAUAUUUGGAGUAUGGGAUGUAUCUUCGCUGAGAUGUGCCGAGGGCAGCCUCUAUUUGAAGGACUUUCUGAGAUUCAGAUGUUGUUUAGGAUCUUUGAAAAACUCGGGACUCCGAAUCCUCAGGUAAAUAUCUCUUUUAUUCAGGAGUGUCGUAUCUUUUUAGGUAUGGCCGGGAGUAGAGAAGCUUAGAGAUUACAAUCCCCAGUUUCCGAAAUUCCGAAAGAAACCGUUUAAUCAGUUCUUGCCAGGUCUGGAGCCAUAUGCCAUUAAUCUACUCGAAGUCAGUGGGAAUUUUAUUUGUCUUAUAAUAUGGUCUUUAUUUGUAUGAAGUGUCAAAUUUUUAGCAAAUGUUGGUAUAUUCUCCACCAAGUCGGAUCACCGCUCGGUCUGCAAUGUGCCAUGCAUACAUUACAGACUUCACUGACGCCUUUCCAAACCUCGAAGAAUAUUUCUGA